Messenger RNA from Trichechus manatus latirostris (Florida manatee), 615 nucleotides. It is a transcript of the gene NPPC, whose product is annotated as natriuretic peptide C. The coding region runs from base 1 to 375 and encodes 124 amino acids. The transcript has 3 exons. Gene Ontology annotation, cellular component: extracellular region. Gene Ontology annotation, biological process: receptor guanylyl cyclase signaling pathway; cGMP biosynthetic process. Gene Ontology annotation, molecular function: hormone activity. The record is from RefSeq and is a predicted model, not a curated record. NCBI's taxonomy places the organism in Eukaryota, Metazoa, Chordata, Mammalia, Sirenia, Trichechidae.
AUGCACCUCUCCCAGCUGCUGGCCUGCGCCCUGCUGCUCACGCUGCUCUCGCUCCGGCCCUCCCAAGCCAAACCCGGGGCGCCACCAAAGGCGCCGCGCACCCCGCCGGGGGAGGAGGUGACCGAGACCCAGGCUUCGGGUGGCGGUCAGAAGAAGGGCGACAAGGCUCCCGGGGGCGCCAACCCCAAGAGUGACCGGUCGAGACUGCUCCGGGACAUGCGCGUGGACACCAAGUCGCGAGCAGCGUGGGCUCGCCUUCAGCACGAGCACCCCAGCGCGCGCAAAUACAAAGGAGGCAACAAGAAGGGCUUGUCCAAGGGCUGCUUCGGCCUGAAGCUGGACCGGAUCGGCUCCAUGAGCGGCCUGGGAUGUUAGUGCAGCGACCCCUGGCGGCGGAUUGGAAACUUGCUCCAUUGUGAUGAGGUCACCUUGGUCAUCAGCUUCCCAGCAUCUGGAAGCACCUCCAACGCAAUGUGGCUUUUACAUUUCUUUUUUUUUUUUCCCUUCCCCUGGUACUGGGAAUACACAACACCAGCUGUUUUAUGAUUAUUUUGGAGGGGCUGUGAUUUUAUUGUUUGUUUGUUUUUUUUAAACGAAAAAUAAAAAGUUAUAUAU